UAAAUAGAAAUGAACUAAUAUUCCAAAAAAGAAGUGAAAAUAAUUCAAAUAUGGAAAAAACUUAUAAUAGGAAUAAUGAAGUAAAAUUUGGAGAAUCAACCAGACCGAGACCAUCGUUCUUAAAUGACAAUAGAAGAACAUUUGAAUCAGGAAGAAUUAUAUCAAGACCAGGACAAGCACCAAUUCACAUCAGAAAUGAAGAAAAUAAAAAUGAGGAUCUACGGAAGAACCCAAGAAGGAAGAAAAAAGAGUAG
Molecule: messenger RNA, 254 nt
Organism: Entrophospora candida
Lineage: Eukaryota; Fungi; Glomeromycota; Glomeromycetes; Entrophosporales; Entrophosporaceae
Source: the annotation of a GenBank genome assembly